GUUAGUUGGAAACUUGUCAAAGCGACGACCUCUCUGUGGUCCAGUUAGAUGUCCAGCAGCAGGUGACUGAAGUUCCCCACCGAGCUAAUGAUUUAUGGUUUCACCAUGAUUUAUUGUUUGUGUUGCCUUCUUCUAGGUUGUAGCUUUGCAGUAAGUCAGGAAGUUAAAGUUGGGGCAGACAUUACUUUAAUGUGCAUCUACGACGCUGACUACCAUGGCAAGCUGCCAGUGUGCUGGGGCCGAGGGCCCAUCCCUAACAGGGGCUGCGCCAAUGAAAUCAUAAGGACGGAUGGAACGUCGGUUACCAGCAGACUAUCAGAGCGCUACCUGCUCAUGGGUAACAUUGAUUCGGGCGAUGUAUCGCUGACCAUCAGACAGGCAGCGGAGAGUGAUUCAGGUAUGUACGGCUGCCGUGUGGAAAUCCCAGGCUGGUUCAACGAUCGCAAACAUCAGAUGACCCUAACGGUGGUCCCAGCACGUCCUGAUGCUGUGAAGGUGGAGUUGCAGGAGGUAAAGGACAGAACCGUCACCAUUCGCUGGUCUCAUGCGUUUGAUGGUGGAAGACCUAUCAAAAGCUACAGGGUUGAACUCAAGAGCGAUAAGGCACAGUGGGAUGCUGUUGUAACACACAUCAUAUCAACUCCAAACGUGAAUCAAGUCACUUUGAUAGCCCUGAGCCCAGCAAAGUAUUACAACCUCCGCAUGUUUGCAAUCAACAGCCAGGGCGCAAGUGACGCCAGUAAUAUUCUCACAUUCACCACAGAAGAAGCAGCACCACAAGGUCCACCGCUAGAUAUGCGUCUCCAAGCGUUCUCGUCGACAAGCAUCAGAGUUUCAUGGAAGCCUCCUAGGAUGGACUUGAGAAAUGGGGUUCUUCAAAGUUACACCGUCAGCUACAGAGAAUACGAUCCUGCCGGCAGACACUUCAAACAAUGGCAACGUCAUAUUGUUACUGCCUCUGGGCCACAAGAGAGCCUCAUCUUGACUGGGUUGAAGCCUUCAACCCAGUAUGGUGUGAUCGUACAGGCCAAGAACAAUGAGGGAAUAGGACCUGCUUCUACUGCACCCCUCUGCUCCACUUUGGCUCAAAGUUCCGAGGCAACAAUGAGCGCACUCUUCACCGUUACAUGGCCGAUGCCCGACACCACAAGUUUAUUCCCAGAUCUCUCAACUCAAACAGCAUGGGAAAAAAGCACAGCAGUGCCCCCAGAUCCCCCUGUUGUUGAGUUGAAGGAGGUCAGAGACAACACAGUUUGUCUGUCAUGGAUCCCUGGGUUUGAAGGAGAUGCCCCAAUUUCUGGAUACUUUCUUGAGUAUAAAGAAUUUAAUGGCUCAUGGGAUUUCAUGAAGACAGUCGUUGACUUCAGCCCCAACCAGACAGAAGCCACCAUCAUAGAAAUAAAUCCUUCCACGUACAACAUCCGCAUGUUUGCCCAGAGCAGUCUGGGUACAAGUAAAGCCAGCAAUGUCCUUACCAUCACAACUGGAGACACAGCUCAUCUGCAGGAUGUUUUCUCCACAGCAACGCCUAUUAAUACUCAUGCUGCAACGAGCGCUGAGGAGGGCGGAAGCGGUCACCUUGCUGCCAUCGUUGUUCCACUCGCGCUGGUAGUGUUGUUUAUUGUAGCCAUGGUGACUGUCUGGUACUUUAGACGGUUUAAAGGGAAAAAAGGCAAUCUUAGCUUGUGGCUGAGCCGUGGAGCUGUACUUUACAGAGGUUCUGAGUCCAUGCAGGAGCUGUGAGACGUGCCCCCCAUUAGACAUAAAAAAUGUGUAUACAUGGAAAUCAACAAAAGAAAUUUUGUCAGUGCAAGACAAUACAAUGGAACUGAAAUAAAAUGCCCAAACUCAUCAACUGUACAGUACAUCCUGGUUCAUAUUCGUUGCUGGCAAUUUCGUCAGUUACAUCCAUAAGAUUUUUGGUCAAUGGAAGUU
Corythoichthys intestinalis (scribbled pipefish) is the source of this 1935-nucleotide messenger RNA. Its product is annotated as protein sidekick-1-like. Gene Ontology annotation, biological process: cytoskeletal rearrangement involved in phagocytosis, engulfment; apoptotic cell clearance. Gene Ontology annotation, molecular function: phosphatidylserine binding; protein binding. NCBI's taxonomy places the organism in Eukaryota, Metazoa, Chordata, Actinopteri, Syngnathiformes, Syngnathidae. Bases 88 to 1743 code for a protein of 551 amino acids. The record is from RefSeq and is a predicted model, not a curated record. The transcript is spliced from 14 exons.